GUCGAUUACAGAGACAAGAAAUGUGGAAAAAUCUCAUGCAAUAACGAUUCUAAAUGUAUUCACAUAAAAUCAGACACAUAUGUCUGCAUCAAAGUAACAGUUCAUGGGGGAUGGAGUGGUUGGAACUCUUGGGGAGGGUGUUCUGUUACAUGUGGGAGUGGCACUAGAACCCGAAUACGCUCUUGUGACAAUCCCUCGCCGAGGUUUGGAGGUCAACCAUGCAGUGGAGAAUCCUCAGAAUCGUCUCUAUGUAACACUCAUAACUGCCCCGUUCAUGGGAUGUGGAGCGGGUGGUCCAUAUGGGGAAGUUGCUCUAUUACCUGCGGGGGUGGGCAAAUGUCAAGAUCACGUAACUGUGAUAACCCACCACCCAUGUAUGGAGGUCAAGCCUGCAGCGGGCAAUCAUCAAAGACUUCCUCAUGCAAUUCACUCAACUGUCCAAGUAUGUUUUAUCUUUUUAUAAGUUAA
Molecule: messenger RNA, 468 nt
Organism: Saccostrea cuccullata (small rock oyster)
Lineage: Eukaryota; Metazoa; Mollusca; Bivalvia; Ostreida; Ostreidae
Product: semaphorin-5A-like
Exons: 3
Source: RefSeq, a predicted model, not a curated record